This is a messenger RNA of Scophthalmus maximus (turbot), 1180 nucleotides long. RefSeq names its product immune-related, lectin-like receptor 4 (gene illr4). The record is from RefSeq and is a predicted model, not a curated record. Bases 97 to 894 code for a protein of 265 amino acids. The transcript has 7 exons. Lineage: Eukaryota; Metazoa; Chordata; Actinopteri; Pleuronectiformes; Scophthalmidae.
UCUCAUCAGCUCUAGACGAAUUAAAUUUAAAGCUGCAUUCUGCGAAUUCUAGACUUAGUUCUCCUUCAAACUCACGGACAAUCACGACGCAGGAAGAUGUCUGAAGCUGAUAUACUUUACUCUGAUGUCAAGUUCAGGAGAGCGAGGGAAAACACUGAUGGGCCCACUUCUUUGUCAGCUGAAAGCACUUAUUCCGAAGUCAAGAUCUUAAAAGCUCAGCCUCCCUCACAGCCGCCAGACUCCCAACGAGCAGCGGUGUCAGCCGGGCGGUCGUGGGCCACAUCAGGCCGAGUGGCUCUGCUGGUGCUCAGUGUUCUGCUGGUGGCUGCUGUCGUUGCUCUUCGUGUAACCAUUUACCAAAAUAUUCAAACCAAGAAAAGUCUCCAACAGCUCCAGGACAAAUAUGACGCCGUGGCAACAAAUCUCACAAAUGAGACAUGUAAGUGUGACGUAGGCUGGGAGCCACAUGGAGGAAAGUGCUAUUUCUUCUCCCCCUAUGAUGCCGACUGGAAUAAGAGCAGAAAUAUAUGCCGAGUACUGGGAGGACACCUGGUUGUGAUAGAAAGCAGAGAGGAGCAGAGAUUCCUGGAGUCUAGACUGAGAGAGAAGAUGGAGCACGCUGAGGACAAGUUCUGGAUCGGACUGACAGACGCAGAGACAGAGGGCGAAUGGUUGUGGGUGGACGGGUCACGACUGGACGAAAGGGUGACGUUUUGGAUCGGCUAUGAGCCAGACAACUGGAAGAUGUACAAUCUUGGAGGAGAGAACUGUGUGGGGAUGGGGGAGAAAGUAGGAGCUCGCAACCUAAAGUGCUGGUUUGAUAAAAACUGCAUUGAGCUUCAUAAAAGCAUUUGUGAGAAACAAGAAAGAAAAUUACCUCAUACUUGUGUCUGAAAUCAAGUUUUAAGCUGGAGUCUUCCGGCACCUUAAAGGUGACGUAUUAUGCCCAAAAAAAAAAAUCACUUUUUCAGUGUUUGUGCACAUAAAGUUGUGUAUCUGUAAUCUGUAACCUGAGAAUCUCAAGGGGCGUUGACAUUUCCUACACUUUUUGAACACGGUUGACCAAUCACAACAGACUGGGCCAGCUGGCCAAUCAGAGCAGACGGGGUUUAUCGGGAGGCGGGGCUGAAGUAAAUCCAGUCGUUUUAGACAGAGGGUGAAAAGAGGAGCUGCAGAAAUG